AUGGUCCAUCUCGCUAGAGUCCAUCGCCCUAGCGAUGCCCUGGAUCCUACGAUCAAGCGGGUUGAUUCCAUCAAGUUGGACGCUGUCGAGGAAGAUGGGUUCUACUCGAGUGUGUACGGCACGCGGUUCGCCACCCAGCAGCUGCCCCAGACGGAGAUGCCGGAAGGCGAGAUGCCUCGCGAGGUGGCCUACCGUAUGAUCAAAGAUGAGCUGAGUCUGGAUGGGAAUCCGAUGCUCAACUUGGCGAGUUUUGUCACAACUUAUAUGGAAGACGAGGCGGAAAAGCUCAUGGCCGAUUCUUUCAGCAAGAACUUCAUCGACUACGAGGAAUACCCGCAAUCGGCGGAGAUCCAAAACCGCUGUGUCAACAUGAUCGCUCAUCUCUUCAAUGCUCCCGUAGAGAGUGACGACCAUCCCAUGGGGACCUCAACCAUCGGAUCCUCGGAGGCCAUCAUGCUGGGCACCCUCGCCAUGAAGCGGCGAUGGCAGAACAAACGACGCGCCGAAGGCAAGGACUGCUCACGACCCAACCUAGUGAUGAACAGCGCGGUGCAAGUGUGCUGGGAGAAGGCGUCCCGGUACUUUGACGUUGAAGAGCGCUACGUCUACUGCACUGAGGACCGUUAUGUGAUCGACCCGCAGCAGGCGGUGGACCUGGUCGACGAGAACACCAUUGGCAUCUGCGCCAUUCUGGGUACCACGUACACGGGCGAGUACGAGGACGUGAAGGCGAUCAACGACCUCCUCGUGGAACGGAAAAUUGACUGUCCGAUCCAUGUGGACGCCGCCAGCGGGGGCUUCGUGGCUCCCUUCAUACACCCGUCGCUGCAGUGGGAUUUCCGCCUGGAGAAGGUGGUCUCCAUCAACGUGUCGGGCCACAAGUACGGCCUCGUCUACCCCGGGGUGGGCUGGAUUGUGUGGCGGUCCCCGGAGUACCUGCCUAAGGACCUGAUCUUCAACAUCAACUACCUGGGCGCAGAGCAGGCCAGCUUCACGCUGAAUUUCUCCAAGGGUGCGUCGCAGGUCAUCGGGCAGUACUACCAGAUGAUCCGGCUCGGGAAGCGUGGGUACCGGUCCAUCAUGGUCAACAUCACGCGCAUCGCGGACUAUCUGGCGGAGCAGCUGGAGCAGUUGGGAUUCGUGAUCAUGAGCCAGCGUCGUGGUCGCGGAUUACCCCUGGUUGCCUUCCGAUUGCCGGCCCACCGGGAGGACCACUUUGACGAGUUUGCGUUGGCGCAUCAGCUGCGCGAGCGUGGAUGGGUUGUCCCUGCGUACACCAUGGCGCCGCAUAGUAACUCGUUGAAGUUGAUGCGAGUGGUUGUGCGCGAGGAUUUUAGUAUGAGUCGGUGCGACACGCUGCUGGCGGAUAUCAAAUUGGCAUUGAAGACGUUGAGCGAUAUGGACAAGACGAUGAUGGAGCGGCAUGUGCGUACACAUACGACCAACUCGCACAAGGCGAAGCACAACCAUCCACACUACAAGGGGGAAAAGCAUUCUCUGCAGGGGAAGACGGGCAAGACGCAUGGAAGCCAACGCCAGUCCGACAGUGAUCUCCCCGUCGCUGUUCCCGCAUCCCCUACUGCGCCUCCGCCGCGCUUCGUUGAUGUGGACCCAUCCGACGACGACCGCGACCAUCACGAUCACGACGAUCACGACGACCGGAAUCAACGACGUUCCAUCCGAAACCUUUUUUCCUUGCACUCCUCAGCAACCAGAGAUUCCACGGGCCCUCUCGAGCGCCAUCGAUCCUUAAGGAGGUCCUCGCCUGCCUCCCGUCGACAGCGCCCCUUGUCGGUGGACACCAGCUCUGCCGACGGCCCGCCCCUGACCUCCCGCUCGCGAGAGUAUGUGGUAGAGUCCGUCCGCACGACCCCUCAGUCGCCUAUGCCGCCCCCGGACUUGCAUCUAUCUUCUUCUCAGAACCCGCGGUUGUCUCGUUCCCCCAAUCCACCCUCCAUCCCUCGUGCCAAUACCGAUUCAACCCUGCUGUUGGACCAACAAAGCAAUCAGCAGCAGUACCGUCCGUCGCCCAUCGACCCGCCCAGGCAUCCUGUCGAGUUGCUCCCCGGUCCGCCCCAGCAACAACCAUCUCUGGAUCCGUCCAGUGCUCGGCCGCCUUCACGACAGUCUAUCGGCCCCCCUUCUCCCUUACGGCCUUUGCCCAACCAUUCGACAGACGCCUCGGCCCUUCCGCCGCAGGGCAUGUCGGAACGUCCGUCCACGGGCGCUCCGCCGGGUCCUGCCACCAACAACCCUCCGGCUUAUUCGCAGACCCCGCCGUCGAACAAUACCAAUCCGUCCCAAGGCUCGGAGCCGGGACGCAGCACGCCGACCUCCAGCCAUAGCCGCACCCGCGACGAGGGCGAGGUCGACGUGCGAUCCUUGGUCCAGAAACAUGACGAACUCCAGGCCAAAUAUUCCAAAGUGAAACGCUACUAUUUUGAAAAAGAAGCCCAGGUGCAGCAUCUUCAAAACACGGUCGCGCAUCAGCGCAUGGCGGUGUCCCGAACCGUCCUGGAUGACAACGAGUAUGCCAACCGGUUUGGUCGUCUCGACGGAGCGAUCAAGGACCUGGCAUUCUCCAUCCGGAAGGAUUGGAAGUGUCUCCCACCCUGGCUGAACGGGUACGUGAACGAGGAUGCGCAUAUGACGGGCACCAAGGAGAUGACGGCCAUCGGCCGCGCGGUCAUGAGCCGCUGGCUGGUGGAUGAGCUCUUUGGGCGGUACUUCCACCCGGCCCUGGAACCCUCGCUGGGUCAACAGCUGAAGAGCAUUGAGAACAACCUGCGCCGGCAGCAGGGCAAGACCGUCACGGAGGAGGACAAGGAGAAUGCCAUCGCCCGUAUUUCAAACUGGCGCCGCACCACGUUGGAUGGACUCGAGGACGCUCUGAUCGGCCCGGCUGCCGAUGAAAACCGCGUGCAGUUGAUCGAUCGGCUGGUGGAGAGCCUGGUGGCAACGCUGGUCACCUACCUGCAGCACCCUCCACCGCCGGGUCUCGAUAACGGCGCGCGGAUGAUCGUGGAGAACGCCAUCGGCAUCUCGGAGAAGAUCCCCCUGGAGUCCCGGGACAUCUGCGUCGACUAUGUCCUGCCGGGCACGAGUGUGCACGAGCCGACGAUGAAGUUGGAGACUGGGAUCCCGCCGUUGACUAGCGGAGCAGAGUCUAACGGCACGCGCGGAUCCGGCGACCAGGACCGUUCGGACGCCCCGGGACCGGAUGAGGAGGAUCGCGAUUCCUCGUCGGGGUCAACCCCGGAGACGGCACCGGGUCGGGAACAGCGCGUGCGGUCAGUGUUUAGUUCCCUGAUGGGGCGGCGACAGGGUCCUAGUCCUAGCACUGCCAUUGCCAGUGCCACGGCACCUGCCACGACCCCUGCCACGGCCCCUGCCACGGCCACGGCCCCGAGCCCUGGGGAGCGAUCGACGAGCUCGGAGGGAGCGCGGGUUCGGUUUUCGACGUUUGUGAUGGCGGAUGUGCGAGGGAGAGGGCCAGUGAAUGUGUUGGUGAAGGCGCCUGUAUAUUCGAUGGAUUAG
Molecule: messenger RNA, 3537 nt
Organism: Aspergillus tanneri
Lineage: Eukaryota; Fungi; Ascomycota; Eurotiomycetes; Eurotiales; Aspergillaceae
Exons: 6
Coding region: 1-3537 (1178 amino acids)
Biological process (GO): L-glutamate catabolic process
Cellular component (GO): cytosol
Molecular function (GO): pyridoxal phosphate binding; glutamate decarboxylase activity
Source: RefSeq, a predicted model, not a curated record